Parasteatoda tepidariorum (common house spider) is the source of this 528-nucleotide messenger RNA. Lineage: Eukaryota; Metazoa; Arthropoda; Arachnida; Araneae; Theridiidae. The record is from RefSeq and is a predicted model, not a curated record.
GUUUGUUUUAUGAAUUGGAGCGGUUGAGGCUGCAGAUUAAAAAAAAUGGCACAUGAGCAUGCCCAAAUGAAUGCCACAUUUGUAGGGUUACAAAUUGAUGCUGGAAAAAGGGUUGCCACUCCCAUCACUUCCAAUCUUAUUCCGGACCUUAAUUUGCCAAUCCAAACAGAUGAUGAUUUAGUUUGUUUAAAUCAAAAGUUAUCAGAAGAUACUAAAUUGUCUUCAAUUUUGGUUAGCCACCUUUCAAAUAUAUCUUAUGGCAAAAAUUUGUCCUUCUUUACCACUAACUUAUUAAAAAAAAUUUUUGUCAAAGAUGUUGCUCUGCAAUACAGUAGACUUGGGAGAAAGGGAAAGAAAUCUUUUGAAGACUUGAGAGAAAUAUUCCAUGUGCUUUUGGCUACAAUGGCACUCCGGUUUCCAGAAAUUAAACGUGAAGAGCUCUCUGAAAGACUUGGCAAGGUCCUCUCUAGUGCAAAAGAAUGGGGUAAUUCAAACAGGCCUCCCAAAUGGUCCACAAUUUUCUCAAAA